AUCACACAACUUUUCUUAUGUCAUUUUCUUUAUUUCUUAUGUCCUCUUUUGUAUUAUUCACUAUUAGAACAUAUCUCAAAUCUGAAAAGGGCCUCCCUCCAGGGCCACGACCAUGGCCGAUCAUCGGAAAUCUACACCAAGUAGGCAAGAACCCACAUGUCUCCACUGCCAUCUUGGCUGAAAAACAUGGCUCACUUAUCUCCCUUCGCUUAGGAACCCAACUUCUUGUUGUAGCGUCCUCUCCAGAAGCAGCCACUGGAAUUCUCAAGACGCAAGACCGUUUUCUUUCUUCUCGUUUUAUUCCUAAUGCGUUUCAAAGUUAUCUUUUGCCUUUCGCCCUUAUUUGGUCAGCUGACUGUGAUGAAAAUUGGAAAUCAUUAAGAACUCUUUGUAAAACUCAUAUGUUCUCGACGAAGGCCUUAGAAUCCCAGUCUAGCUUGAGAGAGAGAAAAUUAGGUGAAAUGUUGGAUUUUUUGUGUAGUAAGAAAGAUGAAGUUGUGAACAUUGAGGAAGUUGUUUUUACAACUAUGUUUAACACCUUAAGCAACAUACUGUUUGGCAAAGAUUUUCUUGAUUUACGAGAUCGAGAUGGAAGUGCAAGUGGAUUGAAAGAGAAACUUUUCAAGAUACUCGCGAACGGACUUGCACCUAAUGUAAGUGAUUUUUUCCCUAUGCUUGAUAGGUGGGAUCUUCAAGGAAUAAAGAAAGAACAAUUGAAGCAUAUGAAGGAAAUAUUUAGCUCGUGGGAGGAUAUAAUUAAUGAUAGAAGAUUAAUGGUUGUAGUAAAAGAGGAGGAACAGUGUUUCUUGGAUCAGUUACUUGAAAAUGGAUUCUCAAACGACCAGAUCAAUAUACUCGCUUUGGAGCUAUUUACAGCAAGUACUGAUACUACAACGUCAACAAUAGAAUGGGCCAUGGCUGAGUUGAUAAAGAACAAGAAGGCUAUGUUCAAACUACAAGAAGAGAUAAGAAACGAAAUUCAUUCAGACACCAUUUUUGAAUGUGAACUUUCUAAGUUGUCUUAUCUAAACGCUUGCGUUAAAGAAACCCUAAGAUUGCACCCUCCCACACCUUUCCUGCUUCCUCACCGUGCUAUUCAAACUUGCGAGGUUAUGAAUUAUACAAUCCCUCGUGGUUCCCAAGUAUUGGUCAACAUAUGGGCAAUUGGUCGAAAUCCAAAAUAUUGGGAAGAUCCUCUCUCAUUUAAACCUGAAAGAUUUCUUAACUCAAAAUUAGAUUUUAAAGGCCAAGAUUUUGAGUUCCUACCAUUUGGUGCAGGGAGGAGAAUGUGUCCAGGUUUGUUCAUGGGUAUCAACGGUGUUCAAUCUGUGUUAACAUAUUUGAUUCUACGAUUUGAUUGGAUUCUUCCAAAUGAUGAGGACCCUUUGAAGAUUGACAUGAAUGAAAAAUUUGGGGUGACUUUGCAAAAGGAAAAACCUCUGCAACUUAGUUUCAAACAUUUAAAAUAAUAAAUAGUUUAAAUUAUAUGUAAUUUUUCUGUUUUUAAUAAGUACACUCUCUUGUCUAUGAAUAGAUUUGAUAUGAAAGAAGCUUAAUUGAACCAACCUUUU
This is a messenger RNA of Cynara cardunculus var. scolymus (artichoke), 1571 nucleotides long. RefSeq names its product probable (S)-N-methylcoclaurine 3'-hydroxylase isozyme 2. The transcript is spliced from 2 exons. NCBI's taxonomy places the organism in Eukaryota, Viridiplantae, Streptophyta, Magnoliopsida, Asterales, Asteraceae. The coding region runs from base 18 to 1469 and encodes 483 amino acids. The record is from RefSeq and is a predicted model, not a curated record. Gene Ontology annotation, molecular function: oxidoreductase activity, acting on paired donors, with incorporation or reduction of molecular oxygen; monooxygenase activity; heme binding.